AGAAUCACAUCCAAACAUCGGAGACAGAAGCACGAGCUCAGAGUUGAUCAUGUUUGUUGUGAUUUGUGUGGUUAUGUCUCGCAGAUGAUCGAUGAAAUCAUGAUCCCGCGGAGAGAGUUUAAGCCCGCUUCACUGUGCACAUGUUAAACACCAGACUUCAGCAGAGAAUUAAACCACUUCAAGCUCGGGUUCAUGGCGUUUCUCGUCAAGAAGAAGAGGUUUAAGUUUCAGACUCAUGUUACUCUGGAGGAGCUGACAGCUGUGCCGUUCGUCAACGGAGUUUUGUUCUGUAAAAUCAGACUGCUGGAUGGAGAUUUCACUGCUUCAUCAUCCAGUGUUACUGUGUUUGUGGUUACUACGGUGAGAGAACAAAGUACCACGGCCCUGGAAUGCUGGGGAAGAAUGUGGAGGAGGGAGAGAAUAAACCAGAGCGGCUCUGAUAACAAGAAGUGCUGGAACAGAAGAAACUCUUCAGCGGCUCUUCCUGAGGAGGUGGAUCAGGGUCAUAGUCCUGAUGAAUCGUUUCACACGGGUCAUUCACGCAACUCCAGUUAUGCCAGUCAGCAGAGCAAACUAUCAGGCUACAGCACCGAACACUCCUGCUCCUCCAGUCUGUCCGAUUUGACCCAUCGCAGGAACACGUCUACAGGCAGCAGCGUGAGCGCCGACCCCCCGUCUGAGAGUGACACCCGUCCCGACCGGCCUCCGCGACCCCCGCGGCCCCUCUUACCCUCCAACAGACCGCCACGGAGGAAGCAGGAUUCGGUGGAGGAUCACCCGACCUGGGUCAACGACACGCGUAUCGACGCAGACGACAUCGUGGAGAAGAUCGUCCAGAGUCAGAACUUUUCUGACAUCAGUAACAAUGAAGAUAGUAACCUGAGACUGUUUGUGAGCAGAGACGGAACGACAGCGCUGAGCGGCAUCCAGCUGGGAAACAGGGUCUCUGCCGGUGUGUAUGAGCCAGUCAUCAUUGAAAGCCAUUAGAUUUACACCCCUACUUCAUCAAAAUACUGGAAGAAUCACACAAAUCUAUUCCAGUCACCUCUUGCUUUAGAUAUUUCAUCAAUCUAAAUUACUCCAGACAAGCGUUUAAGUGCCAAACCACGGCAGGUGCCUGAAGCAAACCACCAGAUUUAGCUGAGUAUCGUGAUGCUGCACAACACAAGAACAUUUUGAUCUCAUAUCUAUGGAAGCCUGUUUUCUGAUAAAAGAAUUAAAAAGGUAAUUGCAACUUUUUAUCUCACAAUUCAGAGAAAAAAGUAAGAAUUGCAACAUGUAAGUUCAAAAC
Molecule: messenger RNA, 1291 nt
Organism: Sinocyclocheilus grahami
Lineage: Eukaryota; Metazoa; Chordata; Actinopteri; Cypriniformes; Cyprinidae
Product: protein FAM102A-like
Exons: 8
Coding region: 193-987 (264 amino acids)
Source: RefSeq, a predicted model, not a curated record